AACUCUAUAAAUACAUCUCCCUCUGCACCUUAUCUUCUCAAACCCACAACCCAAAAACUUUCUCUCAUUUCUCCUUCACUAUAUAUACAUAUAUAAGCUCACCAGAUCGUCUCAAAUCCUUCCAUAUUUUCUGCAAAACAUUACGCGGAAUCAAGAAAUAUGUCGGAGAAAAUGGUGAAAAACCGAGAAGAAUACACUCUUGAUGGCUCCGUCGACCGCCGCGGAAGGCCUGCGAUCCGAUCAAAAUAUGGAUCGUGGAAUGCCGGCAUUUUGUUACUAGUGAAUCAAGGGCUUGCUACGCUGGCAUUUUUCGGUGUGGGAGUGAAUCUAGUAUUGUUCUUGACGAGAGUGAUGGAGCAAGACAACGCCAGCGCCGCAAACAGCGUGAGCAAAUGGACCGGCACCGUCUACCUCUUCUCCCUCCUAGGCGCCUUCCUUAGCGACUCAUAUUGGGGCCGCUACAAAACUUGUGCUGUUUUUCAGCUCAUUUUCGUCAUCGGUUUGGCGUCUCUAUCACUAUCGUCGUACUUGUUCCUACUCAGGCCGGCCGGGUGCGGGGACGAGAAGAACCCGUGCGGGCCCCACUCGACCCUCCACGUGUCUCUGUUCUACGUGUCGAUAUACUUGAUCGCCCUCGGCAACGGAGGCUACCAGCCCACGAUCGCGACCUUCGGCUCGGACCAGUUCGACGAGGACCACCCCAAGGAGAGCCGCUCCAAGGUGGCCUUCUUCAGCUACUUCUACUUGGCCCUCAAUCUUGGGAGCCUCUUCUCCAACACCUUUUUGGGCUACUACGAGGAUAAGGGCGUUUGGGCCAUCGGCUUUUGGGCUUCUACUGGAUCCGCUACGCUUGCACUCAUCCUCUUCCUUUUGGGAACUCCAAUUUAUAGGCAUUUCACCCCCAAAGGCAACCCCUUUUCCAGAUUUUGCCAGGUCUUGAUCGCCGCCGCCAGAAAAUGGACCGUCGCUGUCCCUUUCAACGAUGAUGAGCUGUACGAGGUACGAGGAAGCGAUCUCGCCGAUAAUGGAGCCAGGAAGAUCCUUCACACUGAUGGGUUUAAAUUCUUGGACAGAGCAGCUGUGGUGAGCGAGAGAGACGAAGCGAAGGAGGCGAAAUCCAAGAGCGGCCGGAAUCCAUGGCGGCUGUGCUCCGUGACGCAAGUGGAGGAAGUGAAAUGCAUACUGCGUCUCCUCCCGAUAUGGCUGUGCACGAUCCCCUACUCCGUGGUGUUCACCCAGAUGACCUCCCUCUUCGUGGAGCAGGGCGCCGCCAUGAAAACCACCGUCGCCGGCUUCCACGUGCCCCCGGCCAGCAUGUCCAGCUUCGACAUCCUCAGCGUCGCCUCCUUCAUCUUCAUCUACCGCCGCGCCAUCGACCCGGCCGUCGCCCGCCUCCGCAAGUCCGGCUCCCUCACCGAGCUCGAGCGGAUGGGGGUCGGCCUCCUCAUCGCCAUCGCCGCCAUGCUCUCCGCCGGCGGCGUGGAGCACCUCCGCCUGCGCCACGCGCGGCCGGACUGCCCCGGCUGCCCGGGGUCGAGCGGGCUCAGCAUUUUCUGGCAGGUGCCGCAGUACGUGCUGAUCGGGGCGUCCGAGGUGUUCAUGUACGUCGGGCAGCUCGAGUUCUUCAACGCGCAGGCCCCCGACGGCCUCAAGAGCUUCGGGAGCGCGCUGAGCAUGACGUCGAUCUCGCUCGGGAACUACGUCAGCAGCCUCAUCGUCACCGUCGUCAUGAAGGUGUCGACGGCGGACGACAUGCCCGGCUGGAUCCCCAGGAACCUCAACGAGGGGCGGCUGGACAUGUUCUACUACCUGCUGGCGGCGCUCACGGCGGCGGACUUCGCCGUCUACGUCGUGUGCGCGAGGUGGUACAAGUAUACGAGGUUUGAGGAGAGGAGUGGGAGAGGGAAUAUUGGUGAUGAUCAUUUGCUGGUUUAAUUUUAUUAUCAUUUGUAUGGUAUGUAUUUGUAUGUUGAGGUUUUUGGAAUAAUUUUAGUUUGAGUAUGGUGAUGGGGAGGAGGGGUAUUGCGAGGAUACUAGACUAGUGUGUUGAGUUUUGUGUCAUGCACUUCUCUAAGUUGAGCAUUUUGCUACUAAUGUAACUUUCCUCCGUGUAAAGGAUGCUAUGAUUUAAUUAAAUUCUACUCUAUAUUUAUUUA
Messenger RNA from Salvia miltiorrhiza (redroot sage), 2156 nucleotides. Its product is annotated as protein NRT1/ PTR FAMILY 7.3-like. Bases 160 to 1935 code for a protein of 591 amino acids. NCBI's taxonomy places the organism in Eukaryota, Viridiplantae, Streptophyta, Magnoliopsida, Lamiales, Lamiaceae. The record is from RefSeq and is a predicted model, not a curated record. Gene Ontology annotation, molecular function: transmembrane transporter activity. Gene Ontology annotation, biological process: transmembrane transport. Gene Ontology annotation, cellular component: membrane. The transcript has 5 exons.